Messenger RNA from Cydia fagiglandana, 2916 nucleotides. It is a transcript of the gene Tis11, whose product is annotated as protein TIS11. Bases 561 to 1361 code for a protein of 266 amino acids. Lineage: Eukaryota; Metazoa; Arthropoda; Insecta; Lepidoptera; Tortricidae. The record is from RefSeq and is a predicted model, not a curated record. The transcript is spliced from 3 exons. Gene Ontology annotation, molecular function: metal ion binding; mRNA binding.
GGCUCAGUACGCGAGCGAGCGUGAUACGGAAUGAACGUGUGGUGCGUUUUGCGCGAGCGUUGACUCUGCGAAUAUUUUUUUUUUAUUUUACGAAUUAUACCAGCCAGAACUAAGUUUUUGGAGUAUAAAGUCGGAAACAGAAAAAAGUUUAUAACACUAAGUUAACUUCGAUGCAGUUCGCGCAGUUUUUUGACCAAAUUUGUGUAUUUCCGUAUAGACGCGAAAAAAAGUGAAGAAAGACUUCGAAAACAAAGGACAGUUUUGUACAUUUUCGCUACGUUUGCGAAAUUGUGUUCAAAAAAUUUAUCUGGCUCAAUCGUGGAAAGAAAAAAAAGUUAAAACCGCGGCCAACUAGUUAAUCUGUGGUCAUCGAACAAUCAAACAAAACAGCAACGAAUUUACUGCAUCUACUAGUUCCCUUAAAUUUCUCGUCAAACCUAUCGUGAACUUUCAGAAUACUAACCUAAAAUUACAGUGAGUUCGUCGACCUAACAAAUCUACAGUGAAACAGUUUUAUAAACCAAGAUUAUCUGGAAUAAGUGACGAGUUGGUUUAUAAUAAUGUCUACUGCCAUAAUGCAUCAGUCUGCGCUGUACGACUUUGGUGAUAUGUUCUUGAAGGUGAGCCCCGAUUACUCGGACAAUGGAUUAAUGAUAACGACAUUCAACCAAUCUCGGCCAGUGCAGUCGAUGAACACAACAGUUGCCGCCACGGGUCCUGUCGGCGCCGCCGCCGGCGUCGGAUGGGAGCAGCACCCAGUCCUGACCCGCGCCGCCUCCGUGCCGGCGCACCGCGCCGCCAUCGUCGGGCUCCUCGACAGACUCGGCCAUCGCCGCCUCGAACGCACCACCAGCGAGCCGGCGCCCCCGCCGCCGGCCACCAGCCGCUACAAGACCGAACUCUGCCGCCCCUUCGAAGAAGCGGGCGUCUGCAAAUACGGCGACAAGUGUCAAUUCGCACAUGGCAUGCGCGAACUCCGCAACCUCCAGCGCCACCCCAAGUACAAGACGGAACUGUGCCGCACCUUCCACUCUGUAGGGUUCUGUCCGUACGGGCCUAGAUGCCACUUCGUUCACAAUGCCGAGGAAGCCAGACGCCGCGAGUCCACUUCUCCCGGCGGCUCCCUGGCGUCGCUGUCGUCUGGUGGCUCGAUGGCUUCGUACAUGAGCGACGGCUCCCGCUCGCCGCGCUCGCCUCACUCGCCGCACUCUCCGAUGGCUCCUCAGUCGCCGCACUCGCCGCCGGCCAUGUCUCCGCCCGCGUUCGCCUUCCGCGGCUCGCAGUCGCCCGACCCCGAGGACGACAGGCUGCCCGUGUUCAACCGCCUCUCCAACGCGUUCGGCGAGCUCGUCAUCGCCUAGACGCCCGCCUAGUCCUAAGUUAACUUAUACCGAGCGUAAUAAGGAUCGUCCGUCACCGUAGUGCCUAAAACUCGACGUCUUCCAGGCCGCGCCCGAGCGCCGCGCCGUCCCGCACACCCGCUCAACGAAUGAUCUCCAGUUUGCCUAUGCUCUUUAAAUACUUCGACCUGUAAUAUAUAACGUUAACGAAGUUUUCACUGGCGUCUCGAAAGUUUGCGGUGUGAAUUAAGUGAUUUACCUACAGUACAUCUUUAUUAUUAUCGGCACGCACUUGUAAAUGGCACCUUAUAUUAUUAGAUAUUUAUUGCGUAGCUCGCGGAAGUCUUCCCUUAGCGAUCCUCCGCCGAGCGGUGGUCUCUUUGUAAAGUUAGAUAUAGAACAUUUUAUUUAUUUCGUACUGCCUAACCGCGCUCGGAUCUGUACCGCGGGGAGGCGCUCGUGAUCUAUUUUUAAGGAUUUAAGAUAAUAAUUUAUUAUUUAUUUCGAGUCUCUUUAACUGUAAUAAUUAUUGUGUAACUAGCAGUUGCGAUGCCACACCGCACACGGACGCACCAGGCGUCUCGCUGUAUCGAUCUUAGUCGACUGAUCCCGGCACUGCUUACCUCUCAACCUCAAAUACCAUCGUGAACAUAUGAACACAUCGUGAACGGCAGACCCGGAAUCAGUCGUCACCUCGUCGGGAGCUCGGCGCCUCACGUCCACAACACAACAUCCGUUGGUCCGUAAUUACCAUCCGCAUAUCGAAAGCUCUGAUACGGGCCACAGGGUCUAGUAGCAGUAGUCGCUAACCGCCACCGCUAGCGAUCCCAAUCGUCCGUGGCCCGUUUGAGAGCCGUCGGUGAAUCCCGCGGCGCGCCGCCGCGGGGUUUUUUGUUUCGCGUCGUGCGAGGAGGACCGGCUGCGAGCGGAAACCUGUUUGGGAUUUUCGUGAUUGUUUUUUUUUCGACCUCGUGCCUCACUCUCCGGUCCCUCUCGCCUCGACGUCGAACUGAUCGCGCCCGGACGCGAUGCAAAAAGUAAAAGAGGACGCGCCGAACUCCCGAGGACUCGCGUACCAAUAAAGCUGCGUAAAGUGACUACAAUCGAUAACUCAGUUCAAGCUGCAGUACGCGGGCCGGCGCCGCUGCUCCGGCGGCGGCGCACCCACAGAGUGCCUUUUACUUUAAUAACAAAUUAAAUCGAUUAUAAUAUUUAAUUUUUAGUUGAUCGAGAUAGAUUGAUUGUUUAUUUAUUGUCUCCUUUUGAAUAAAAUAUUCAAAUUGGCACAGUUAUUACUUUUGUAUUUUUGACAGAACUAAGGUGAUUAGUUUCGACUUAGCAUAGUUUUUUUUCUUUGAAUUUAAAGUGUGAUAUUUUAUAAUAUUUAUAUAACAAAGUUUAAUGUUUUAAUUAAGGGACCAAGUAAGUGAUUAGGAGAAAUUCUGAUAGAAGCAGCCAGAUACGCUUUCGAAUCUUACCAAGAGACUGUACUCUCGCCACUUAUGAAUACUACAUAUUUUGUUAUACUUGUCAGAUCUACGAUUUUGUAUGAUCAAUAAACGAACAUGUUGACCGU